UAAGAGUAUUGCUGAACUUUCAAACUUAGGCUAAUUUUGCAAAAUGGGAGCCAAUGCAUGGGAGAUUUCAAUUUGACCAUCCUUGGAUCAGAUACUUAAGGAUUGGAGAGCUGCUAAGGGAGUUGGCAGUUUCUAUCCUUGCGAUAAGAGCGUGCCUACAUUCAGAAACAAGAAUUUCUUCGCAAUGCAUAGAUAUGGGCACUAGAGAACGAUAUGAGACUGUGUUUUCAUUGCUAGUAUAUACAAUGAGAGAACUUGGGGAUGGUAUCUACAACAUGAGAAGGUAUCAGAAUGAGGAGUCCAUGAUCUCAAGGCUUGGAACAAUGACAUUUUCUACAUUGGAGACGAUGGAUGGCAGUUUGUUUCUCUUACAGGAGAUUGUUGAGAAGGUAGAAGAGCUAAUUAAAGAGGUUGAUGGGUUAGGGAAAAUUGCUGGGUUUACUGACCUGUAACUCAUAAACGGGAGCUACAAUACUACCCUUAAUUUGGCCUUCAGACAGAAAUCCUGUUUAUAUCUGUACAUGAUGUAGAGCAA
Molecule: messenger RNA, 535 nt
Organism: Asparagus officinalis (garden asparagus)
Lineage: Eukaryota; Viridiplantae; Streptophyta; Magnoliopsida; Asparagales; Asparagaceae
Product: aluminum-activated malate transporter 2-like
Exons: 2
Coding region: 54-452 (132 amino acids)
Biological process (GO): malate transport
Cellular component (GO): plant-type vacuole membrane
Source: RefSeq, a predicted model, not a curated record